AUGUCUCACACUUCUAGAUACAAUUUUCAUAUUUUAGGAGAAGGUGACGACCACAAUGAUGGUGGUGCUCCUAACUUGCAAAUGCAAGCCAUAACACGAGAGUUAACAGAUUCACCCACUUCCGUCACGGAAAAAUCGAUUUCCAUUGUUCCUAUCUUGGAGAACAAAAUUGUGGUUAAGAAUGUAGAGCUAGAUCAAACUUUGAAGGAGAUGGAAAGUCUGAGGGAUGAAAAUGAGGCGUUGAAAACGAAGGAUGAUGAAAUUAAGGGGGAGGAUUAUGGAACGAUAACUUUAGGAGAAAUUCGUUGUUACCAGUGUUUGGGAAGAGGACACAUUCUGAGCCAAUGCCCUAACUGUAGCAUUGUAAUUCCUAAAGCCAAAGGCGGAGUUAUCACCAAGGAUGGUAAAAAAAAGGAGAGACGUGAAGCAACAAUAUUAUCAACCGAAGAAAGUAGGAAAAACAGAGCUACCAUUUUCUCUCGAUCCAAACAAUACACAGCAAAGAAAACACAAAAUCAGCCAUUGAAAUUCGCAUUACAUAAUCUGACCCAGAAAAGAUGUCAAGAGUUUCCAGACCGUAUCACUGAAGAAAUCUUACUGGAGAUCUUCUACAGACUUCCAGCCAAAUCCCUGGGGAAAUGCAUGUGCGUUUCCAAAGCCUGGAAUUUUCUCAUCAAGAACCCAUUCUUCAUUUCCAGCCAUGCCAGCCAUCACUCAAAGCUUCGUUUCAGGAACAACAACAACAACGCAAAUCUCUUCUUUGUCAUGACUGCCCGCCAUCAAGCGGAAUACUCGUUGCACUUCGAUGACCGUGAAUUCAGUAACUACACCCAGUUAGAAUACAUGCCAUUUGAUAACCAUCACUUUAUUGUUGGUUCUUGCAAUGGGCUGCUCUGUUUGAUGGACUUUCAGUUUAGUUUCGAUAUCGUCUUCACCCUCUGCAACCCAAUUAUUAUAAAGUCUAUUACGCUCCCAAAACCAUGUUUGCGUCACUUGCCGUAUAAAAUUUCCGUUGGGUUUGGGUUUGAUUCUGUGAAAAAAGACUAUAAACUUCUGAAAAUCACCAAGGAAAAUGUAUUGGACAAGUUUGUUGAGGCCGAGCUUUACUCUUUCAAAAGGUAUUCUUGGCGAAUUUUAGCUCCGCUAAGAUAUGGUCUUUAUUCUGAUGAUUUCAUGGUUUUUGCGAAUGGAAUUGUUCAUUGGCUUGCUUAUGAAAGACUGGAAGAUCAAGGGGUUUAUAGAUGUAAGUAUUUUAUUAUGGGGUUUGAUAUGAGGGAUGAUGAUUUCAAAGAGAUUAUGUUGCCUGGGAAUUUGGGGAAUUUGCCAAACCAGUCGGAGAUAUAUGUAAUUCCAUAUGAAGAAUUGCCAUCAAUUGCUGUGAUUGAGUUGGGGUGUUUACAUACUCGGUGUAAUAUAUUGGUGAUGAAGAAAUAUUGUGUUGUAGAAACUUGGACUAAGAUGUUCAGAAUUGCGAAUCCAGGCCCUGAGCCAAUGCCAAGGGUUCUGGGGUUUAUGAAAAAUGGGAAUUUGAUAUUGGGAGCUUAUGAUAAUCUGCAACUGGUUUCCCUUGAUCCUGAGAGAAGUGAACUUGGCUAUUUUGGGAUACUAUUUUAUGUUUCUACUUUCAUGGAGAGCCUGGUGUUGGUUGAUCAAGUAAAUGGAGAUGAUAAGGUUGAGAAUGAUGUGAGGUCUGCGAGUAAUGUUAAUCAUUCAAUUGAAAGGGCAGCUGAUGGUUUUACCAAACUUGCUGUCAAUGAAGCAACCAAUGAUUCGAACGAUGUCUAAGAAUUGAGAAGCAAUGGACUCUUUUGAGUAUGGGAGAAUGAUUACAGCUUAUCAC
Hibiscus syriacus is the source of this 1840-nucleotide messenger RNA. Its product is annotated as F-box/kelch-repeat protein At3g23880-like. The record is from RefSeq and is a predicted model, not a curated record. Bases 1 to 1785 code for a protein of 594 amino acids. Gene Ontology annotation, molecular function: nucleic acid binding; protein binding; zinc ion binding. NCBI's taxonomy places the organism in Eukaryota, Viridiplantae, Streptophyta, Magnoliopsida, Malvales, Malvaceae. The transcript has 5 exons.